Molecule: messenger RNA, 1038 nt
Organism: Chelmon rostratus (copperband butterflyfish)
Lineage: Eukaryota; Metazoa; Chordata; Actinopteri; Chaetodontiformes; Chaetodontidae
Gene: rnaset2l
Product: ribonuclease T2, like
Exons: 9
Coding region: 75-908 (277 amino acids)
Biological process (GO): RNA catabolic process
Cellular component (GO): extracellular region
Molecular function (GO): RNA binding; ribonuclease T2 activity
Source: RefSeq, a predicted model, not a curated record
CUCCAGCUCCAUCAGCCCCAGCUCCUCUUCCUCCUCCUCCUCCUCCUCUCUGCUCACCUCCGAUCACCGAGGCGAUGCUGUGCUCGGUGCUGCCCCUGCUGCUCAGUCUGAGUCCUGCAUUUCUGGUCCUGCUGCAGCUUCCUGCCUACACCAGCACACAGGAAGGACACUGGGAGGACUACGAGUAUGGCCACCAGGACUCAGAGAAAAAGCCGUUCUGCUCCUGGAAAUGCCUCGUGCUCACUCUGCAGUGGCCUGCAGGGUUCUGUCAGUCUCUGGACAAAGAGGACAUCUGCCACAUCCCUCAGAGCGUCAACAGCUGGACGAUCCACGGUCUCUGGCCCUUUCGGGCGUAUGGUUGCUGCAACUGCUGGCCGAUGUUCCGCUCAGACAUCCAGGAGCUGGAAGCGGAGCUGACAGAACACUGGCCAUCCUUACUGAAAAAGAAUUCCAGCUUCCACUUCUGGAGAGAGGAGUGGAGGAAACAUGGAGCCUGUGCAGCCUGCGAGGAAGGCCUGAACUCUCCACUCAGAUACUUCCAGCUCAGCCUGAAACUGAGAGGACAGUUCAACAUCCAGCAGUUGCUGGAGGACGCCGGCAUCACUCCGUCCUGUGAUCGACGCUACAAGGUUGUGGAGGUUCAGCAGGUCCUGGCUCCACAUCUGGGUGACAGACACGUGAUCCAAUGUGUUACAGACGACAAGGACAGAAACGUGUGGUUUCAGGUGAAGAUCCCUCUGUCUCGCAACCUAACCGUCGGCUGCGAUCACCACGGCGACGCUGAAAGAGACCCGGAGCCCGUGUCCGGCCCGGGACCGACGGCCUCCCCUGCGCACCCCUGCCCUCCUCAGGUUCCGUUCUACUACUUUCCCAUAGACCACCAGCAGCCCCGGCGGCCCUGCGGCUAACAGCUGCUUGUCUUCAUCGUUUUCAGUGAGGAACUAACAGGCUCACUGCUCAUGACGGAUUAUCAGAAGUGUAACUGAGCAGCUCGAGGAGAUUAAAGAUUUCAGGAAUUAAAAUGUGCUGUUAAAUUUU